This is a messenger RNA of Lachancea nothofagi CBS 11611, 1305 nucleotides long. Lineage: Eukaryota; Fungi; Ascomycota; Saccharomycetes; Saccharomycetales; Saccharomycetaceae. The record is from the annotation of a GenBank genome assembly.
AUGAGCUACGUGCGUCGAGAUUCCAGUGGGUCUAUUACCUCUGCCGGAAUCAUGCACCAUCAAAGUAAGCUGGACGUCUUUAUCAUAAAAGCUCACCGGCUACUGUCGAACGGUGCAGUGAUCAACGGUGAAGACGUUAGCGUUUUCAACACGGCAUCCAGCUCACCCAAGUCAGGCGGGCCGGUAAAUGGAACGUCUCCUCAUAACGAUUUGACGCUUUUCCAACGAUUGUCACAGCUUUAUAAUGCGACAAUAUCUACCAGCCUACUGGACGACAAUUCCACGUCUCCCAAGUCAGCGAUUGAACUUUACCAGCGAUUUCAACAAAUUCUGAAAGAGCUGGAGCUGAGCUACGAAGUGAGUCCGUAUGGCAAGUACUUUCGCAAGCUCGAUAAUGGAAUGUGGCAGAUCAAAGAUGAUUCCGAGCUUCUGAGCGACCAACUAUGGCAGCUAGUAUCCGUGUCGAUAAGCACUGUAUAUGAUGCCAAAACAGGCCAGAUGUUGAACCAAACUCGGCGGCGGGUUAACAGCAUGGCAACGUCGUCCAAGAAUUCGCCGUCAGAAAUCAUCGACAACACACUGCCACAGCAGUUACAAAAACGAUUACAGAAAUUGCAACAAGAUAGUCGGCACAACUACUACUCGACGUCGCCUGUGAGCCCAUCCUUGGUACCGAACGGUAAUGGAAUACGCUCAGUUCACAGCAACAAUUCCAGCGGCGGAGAGGCUGCUUCUCUCAAUUCUAACAGCAACAUCAACAUGAAUAAGGUCGGUCCCAUUAAUAAUCCUACAAACAUCAGCAGCAACAUCAGCAGUAACAACAACAUCAGCAACAACAGUAACAAUAACAAUAACAACAGCAACAACAAUAACAACAACAACAACAACAACAACAUCAAUACCAACUCUAACUCAAUCAACAACAACAACAACAACAACAACAUUAAUGGUAACAUCAACAACGCGCUCAUGAAUACUCAGAACAAGCGCAAAUACAUGGGUGUGGGCACCCCGGAUGAAGACGCUGUCGAGGAGCUUCUACAGCUAGCAACCAAGAAAGCCAAGUCCGACCUCCCCACCAUUAAUGAGGAUAUGUCGCAGCCCUCACCAAUGGGACAUAGCAUGGCUACCGAUACUUCCAGUGUCUACGAACGUCUGCUGCAGGAGAAAGACUUCAGAAUCAAACAACUCGAGACUGACCUUGAGACGCAACGGCAAGAAACGCAAUGGCUGCGAAAGAUGCUAUUAGAAGAUAUGGCGUGCGUUAGAAGCAUGCUCCACAAGAUGAGCCGCAAUCGCCCAUGA